AUGGAUAGUACAUUUCUGAAAUAUGGAGAUGUGAUUAACCUCUAUUCAGAGAGUGGUCCUGGCUACCUUCAGUCACAAGGAUUUACAAACCCAGGUUGCUUCAUCCAGUACCAGCCCAAGGAGACAAGGCAGGCUUGUAGGAACUAUCGGGAUUUCUGCUACAAGAUCUUGCCAAAACUAACCUACGAUGCGAGGAAGGAGUAUCAUAAUUUGAGAAAGCACAAAGAGAAAAAUGCAAACAAUAAAGAUGCCCUUAUCAACAUAGAGCAAAAGCUCAUGAUUUAUAAGAAGAAAGUCAAAGACGAAGAGGAAAUCAACAAGAAAGUCUGACAGAUGAAAGAAGGAGAAUGGGUCACCUACGGCAAUGAAAUCCAGCUCAUGCACAGUGAUUCUUUAGGGUUUGUCACUGCUAAUAAACUAUGUGCUGAAUUUGACAGAAGCUGUAACAAGAUAGAAAUCACUGAGAAAGGUUCAUACUCUGCAAUAUUCAGGGUUCUUCCGAGGUACAAAUUUCGGCAAGAAGGAGAAAACGUACUUUACCGAGACCAAAUUGUAUUCUUGAAUAUUAAAACAAAUCUGUACCUUCACAUCACAGAGAAUUGGAUUGAGAAAACCACUCCAAUCAAGCCACCUCGUGAGGACUGGAGGCCUCUAGAUGCUGAUAGGCGGGAAGACCCGGCAGAAUUUGUUAAAAGAUUUGAAGUAAAUUGUUCCACUUCGAGUUCAAGAUUCCAAGCUGUACCAAUGGCACAAAUUAACGAAGAUCCAAAUAAUAAGCUUAUCAAAGGUAAUCAGGUUAUUAGACUGCAGCAUACAGAGCUUGGCGGUUACCUCACCUCCGACGACCUUGACUUCACUGGUGAUGAGCUUGCUGAAAUCUAUGUCAAAUGCUAUAACGGUGACCCUAAAGAUAUCGAAGCUGUCAGCUCAGGAGAUUUAUUCGAGCUCGAAAUUGCCACAAAUUAUGAGAGAGGGAAAGUAUGUAUAUGGACUGACCCCAAAGAUGUCAAUAACUCCUUCCAAUACAGGCUGAGGCACCUUAACUCUGGAAGAGUAGUCAGAACUCAAGAGGUUAAAAUCACGGACGAUUUUACCUCUCUUGGACUAGCCGACCAUCCAGUCGAAGGAAAAGAGUUGGAAGAUUCUGAUAUUUCCCUUAUGAGCCUUAUCUCUACUUCAGUUGAUACAGAUAACAGGAUUAGAGCAGGCACUAGUCUCAAAAUACAGUCAAGCAAAGAUGGAAAGUUUCUCUCAACUAAAUACGACAAGGAAUGGACUGGAGGAGUCCAAGGUGGAGGAGAGCGUACCAACUCUAAAAGAGGGUUCCGACCAAAUAAGAAGGAUUCCUUCUCUGAACUCAUUGGAGAAGUCGAAAAUAUAAACAACACUAUCGAAUAUCAAGGUAUUAGGAAUAAGGGUAAAAAGACCGGUAUCUAUAACCCUCUGGAUGAUGAGGAACUCUAUAACUGUAGAAAUCUGGUUGUUGAACUUCUCAAAAAUGCAUCUAAUGAGGAUACCUUCAUGAUCAUUCCUGUCGAUGAAAAUGAAAUUAGAGAUUUGCUAUUUAUUCAAACUGUAUCAAGCCAGCUGUUUAAUUAUACAAGGUAUCUCAGAGCCAAUAAGAUUGAUGAGAUCAAGAAGGCCUAUAAUGCCAAAAUUAUAGAAUUGCUUACAAAAUUGAUCUUCUUCAUAAUUGAUACUGAAGGGAGUGAUCCAAUAACAUGUACAGGUGACCCUAUAAAGCCUAGGCAGAAACUUAUGAGAGAGCUUAGAGUUAUAGAGCUCCUAGUUGAUUGCCUCUACUACCCGUUCAAGGACAACAAGGAUUCAAUCUCUUCUCUUACUGAUGACAUGCCGUUAAAGAAAAUUAGCAUCCUGUGUUAUAGAUUGAUUCUUCACUCAGUUAAAGACUAUCGCUUAAAUGAGCUAUACGCAAGUCAGUGGAUCGAGCUCUACUUUGAGCAGUCUCUAGCUUCCAUUGAGGUGAAUAUCAAAGCUGAGAACACAAUUGCUGUGCUGAUUUCUAAUAAUAGGAUCCUCUUGGAAAAACAGAUCACCACCAAUACGAUUGAUAAGUUUAUCAGCCUCUGAAGGGAGAAGAGGAAGGAUGAAAGAGUAGUUCAACUCCUGACAGCUCUCUGCUCAUGUGGCUCCCAAGCCAUUCUCAGCAACCAGAACGAUCUCAUUAACAUUCUCUUGGAGAAGGAUGAAAACAGAGAAACUCUGGUAUUUCCAGUCCAAAUGAGAAAUCAGAGAAUUGAGGUUGGAAUAGUCGAUCAAAAGGGAGAAGAGCGGGAAUGGAUUGCCUUGAAGCACCUCAAGGAAGAUUCUGGAGAAUUUGACAACUACAGAUUGUACAAAUACUGCUGUGCUCUCAUUGAUCUCGCUUCUGAGAUGUGCUUAGAAAGGAACCACAGAGCGCUAAACUAUUUCGUUGACAUCUAUCCUAUUGAUAUUGUUAUUAAGUCUAUUAUGCAUAAUGAGUUAGAUUACAACGUUAAGAGCAAAUUCACGAAGAUGGUAGAAACUAUGUAUGUCAACAAGGAGCCAUUCGAUCAUCUACAAGUCCCUCAUUUCUCAAGAAUUUGGAGUGAAAUCUCACUUAUCGGCAACAGAAUCCAGUAUUAUAAAGAAGAGAUACCAAAGUAUCUUCUUGAUCUCAAGACUUUUACUAUUAAGUAUCUCAAAGAAACUAAGGGAGAGCAGAGCAUCUUUGAUGGAGAAAGGAACCAAAUGACUCUUCAGGUGAUCAAACUAGUAAAACUGAUGGUCUCCUAUGGCUUCUACCGGACAAAGGAAGAGCUAAGGGAGCUCUCUAUCACCCUCAUAUCUCUCCUCAACGGCUCAUGUGACAUCUAUGACCUUCAGGAGGAAGAUUCCUUCAGCGAUGAUUACCUCAACCUGAACCAUAUUCGGAAGAUGAAGUCCAAUGAUCUUGAAAGUAAGAUAAUCCCUCGCCACCAGAAGACUCAGGAUAACAUUGUGAUUAUGUAUUGUAAAGAAGAGAUCUGUGACAUCCUCCUCAGAAUCCUAGAAAUAGAGGAUGACCUCAAGAUCUCCCUCUUUCUAGGCUUCUUCAAAGAUGGCAUUGAGUCCAAUAUAGUCAUGGAAAUGGAAGAUGAAUUUGACAGUCAACUCGGAGCAAGAGAACAUACUAAUAAAAUCUUCCCAAGGGAUUCCUCUAGAAGACACUUUGCUGAUGAUAUGAAUGAGAACAGACAUCUCUCCCAAACCACUAAGGUUCAGAAAGAAUCUAUUAACAACUCAGAGACGGUCAAAUGGCUAGAAAAGGUUUUGAUGGGCGAACAGCUGUUCGACGCAUUCCCUCAAGGAACCUAUGUUUGAAUCUUGAUGGACUUGUUGGCCUAUGACUAUACUAACCUGAAUAACAAAGCUUUUGAGCUGCUCUUAAAAUUCUUCAAUCAGAGAUACUGCCUCACAGAACUUCUCAAGCAAAUCCAGCUUCUUGAGAAAGCAGAUAGCAUUGAAAUCCUCAAAAAGGUCACCAAAAUUGGCCUUGAACUUAAAAGCUUUGUUGAGGUAAUUAAUCAAUGGAUGGAUGAAGAGAAACAGAGUCAGAAGAACAUCUUUGAUGUCUCUACCAAGCUUAUCAGUACGAAGGAGAGUGUGGAUUACCUUGUUUCAAUCCUUGUCGAGAAGCACCAUAGAAGCAGAAGAGGCAUCCUCGAAGAGAUUCCCAAUACUGGAAAAAAAAAUGAAGAUUCCCUUGUAAUUGCAGUAAAUGGCAGAAUUAUGAAGAGGAGUGAAAUUUCAGACAAAGAUCUCACCCCAAAUGUAGAGAACCAGAGACUGAUGAAGAACCUUGGCAUCCCCAAAAUCCUUAUUAAGAUCCUCAAGAUUUCUCUCUCUGAAGCACAAAAGUCCAAUGAGGAUUAUCAAGACCUUAUCAGGUCGAUCUACUUAUUCCUCAUCAGAUUCUGCGCUGAUGAGCAGGAAUACCAGAACAUGAUAGGAGAGCACCUGGACUUCUUACUAAAGGAUCUUGAGUCUUGACCUCUGGUUGUUUUCCUGAUCAAAGAGAUUUUUAAGAACAACAAGAGCUUCAUCGCAUCAAAAAGGACUUAUGUAGUACAAUACAUCGCUCAAAAAGAGGCAAAAUUAAGUAUUGAUUCUGAUCAAAAGCAGCAUUAUUUGAUGAUCCUAAAGACUUUAUCCAAGAAUCAUAAUAAGACCUCAACCAAGACUGCAAAUGAGAUCCUGAACAUAAUCACGCCCAUUGAUGAUAGCACCAUCCAAUGCUUCUUUGAGACCAAAGAAGAGAUGGAAAAGGCUAAGAACAUGACAAGCGGAUUUAAGAAGGAUAUCGCUAAGCAUUCCAUGAACGUGAAGGAGAAGGAAGAAUCUCCUGAAGAGCAGACUAUCCCCAAGUCACAAGUCUUAUUUGGUAAUUUCAAGAUAGUCCUCGACUAUCUUGAGAAAGCAGACUUCUUCUUGCCUUUCAAGAAGUCAGUGGUAGAGUACCUCUACCACUUGGUGAAGGCUAACCAGAGAGACAUCUACAGCUCAGAGUCCUGUGAGGAGCUACUCUGGAAGAUCCUCACUAAUCUUGUGCAAGACUGUGAACAGAAGGCAGAGGCUGAUGACCUGUACGAUGAGGUAAAAUCCUACGGGUAUCCUCUGAAUGAGACCCAUAAGUCCAUUUCUGAUAAGUACAUCUUCAAGAAUAUUUACAUUGUGAUCUCCACUGUCAUGAAGAUGAAUUUAGAUUUUGAUGAGAGAGCAGAGCUCAUCAAAAGAAUUGCAGUAGUCACUUCGAAGUGAUACUAUAAGAUGGAGAAGACUCAGGAGCUGAUGAAGUGGGUCUCUGAUGUGCUCCUUACAAUGCGUGAUAAUAGCAACCUCUCUCCUUACCUUGAUGGGGUAAAAAGUCCUUUUGAAGCAGGUGAAGAUCUAUAUCUAGCCUUGCAAGAAGGAGAUAAAACAAGCAGAAUGUUGAAAAAGGCUACAAGAAGGAAUACAAUAUUUAUACCAGGCUUUGGCGGAGAAAACAAAGCUUCGAUGUUCUACAGCAGGAUCAACUCUCUCAUCAAGAGUGAUGAUUUGAAAGAUCUCCUGAGUAAGGAAUUUGAGAAGUUAGUAGACUGGUUCUCUAAAUUCUCUGAGAAAUGCGAUAAAAACUUCAUGGAGUUGGAUCCAAUUUUUCCUCUCUACAAAAUGCUUGAUCCUGAGAAUACAUUUCUGCACCCAGACCUCCACAUUGCUGGUAUCAGAAUUCUUCGAAAAAUAAUAGAAAUCGGUAGUAAAGAGCUACUCGGAAUAGAGUCUGACAAUGAAGAAGAAGAGAGCGAAGAUGAAGAAGACCUUGAUUACAGCGAAUAUAUUAACUUCCUUGCCUCCAAAGGCUGCGUUGAGUUCCUCUGCGACUAUAUCUCAAGAUGAGAGGAUCACAAGGUCCUUGACGAGUGCAUCUUGCUAGCAAAUGCUUUGCUUCAAGGCGGGAACCAGCAAUCUCAGGAACGGUUCCUUGAAUACAUGAAAGAGGACGAAAGCAAUAGCCUUUUGCUCAAAAUAAAAUCAAUAUUGAUUCGGAAGUUUGAUAUAUGUAAGAAGCUAAUCAUCGAGUCUGAGUCUAAAAUCAAGCAGAACGUUGAUCUUUCUGAUGAAGAAGACUCUGAUGAUGAACUCUAUGACCAAAUUGAAGAGGACUCUCUCACUGAUGACGAACUCAUUGAAUCCAAUAAUGGCGAGAUGGAGGAGAUAGAAGAGGAUGAUAUUGAUAUUACCAAUGAAAACCUUGAGAGCUGCAUCAUAAAUUGUAAUAGAGUUCUCAGAUUCCUCCAACUUCUUUGUGAGAACCACAACCUCGAUCUACAGAAUUUCUUGAGGGUGCAAGACCAUGAAGGACUGGUAAACAACAAAUCAUUUGAUUUUGUUUCUCAUAUCUCAUUAAUGUUUGGUACAUUCAUCAAAGAGUAUACGAAUUGUUACUCUAGUGACUUAGGAGACCAGCUUAUGGCUACACUUACAGAGUUAAUCCAGGGUCCUUGUAAGCAAAACCAGACUUCUCUCAUUAACUGUAAGGUGAUUGAUAACUGUACCGAAUUAAUUUUCGUCUACAACUCUAAGAAAGUGCUCAGGCAAAAAGGUUUCAUUGGGAAAUAUGAGAUCGAACUUGAUGAGCUUAAGCAGCACUGCGUUACGUUGCUCUUGUCUCUGAUAGAAGGAAAAUGAGAUGAGUAUAUUAAGAAGCAAAUGACUCAAGCUAUUGAUAACUUCUUGAUUGUCUUCCAAAGAAUGGACUCUAUUUACAAGAAGUUUGUCAAGCAGAAGCUAGGCCUUGAUCCUAACACAGCCAGCUUGAGUAAUGUCACCAACAAAUUGCAGAAGGAUAGCUUUGAUGGUUCUAUUAGUGAAGGAUUCGAGCUUUUCAUACUUAUCAAACUUCUUAUCCAAGAUAAUGACCCUAGUGCCAUGAAGAAGUACAAAGAGUUUGAAUCCCAAUGCCCUGACGAGAAAAGCCCAGACAGUCUUCACAGAAGCAUGCAGUUUUAUCAGAAGUUCACAGGGACUUGUGAAGUUAUUGUCCAUGACGAGCUCUUCAAAGUGUACUUUCCAAUCCUUCCUAUCUGUAGGUUCCUGAGUGCUAGCAGUAAGAAAUAUUUCCUUGAGAAUGUUCCUAGAGAAUCUCCUCAGCACAAAAUAAACGGAUUCUUAUCUGCUAUUCCUGAUUUUAUUGAUGAAAUGGAGCACACAGAAAGUCUGAGGCACGGGAAAAUUAAGAUUACCCCGCAAAUAGUGAGUCUGAUCAGAGAUGUCUGCUUGUUCUUUGCAUUAGUCAUCAAUGUACUGAUCUUAUAUGAUUAUGAGUAUGUGAGCGAGGUUCAAAGUAAUAGCUCUGAGGCUUUAAAGCCUCAGCUAAAGCACACCUACAACGAAACCUUACUGUUUAUUCUUGGAAUUAUCCUGAUUUCUUUUUGAACACUUUUGUUAUUAUUAUGGCUGAUCACAAGUUAUUCCUUGCUUAAUAAGAGAUAUUGGAGAGACUAUGUUGCCAAAAACAGGGCUGAUGACCCUGAAACCUUUAAAACGCUAGAGACCAGAAACUCUUUGUCUAUCAAGCCAGCUAGAGAUACUCCACUAAGGGAGGCCAGGCAGAUUCUCAAGUUUUAUGGAAUAGAAUGAAGGGAGUUUAUGUACUAUGGGAAGCUCAACUUCGGGCAUCUAAUAAUUAAGCUGGAGUACUAUUUUCUGUCAUUUACAUUCAUACUGAAAAAUCCUAGGUUUAGGUAUUUCUGCACACUGAUACUCCUAGCAGUGACUGGCUUUAGUUUCUCUCCUGCUUUGUACAGUCUCCACUUGUUAGAUGUAAUAGAGAGGUCUCCAAUAUUGAGGGAUGUGAUCAAGUCAGUAACUCUGAACUUUAUUGAUCUAGUACAGACAGCCAUUUUUGGGCUUGUGCUGAUAUAUGUGUUCGCAGCCCUAGGAUUCCAAUUCUUCCAUGAUAUGUACUUUGAUGAAGAAGUAGAAAGAGAUAUCUCAGCAAAAAGAGGGGACAAUACUUGUAAGACCUUUCUGCAAUGAGUCGGGUCAACAAUUGGAUAUGGCCUCAGAAUGGGAGGUGGAAUAGCAGACAAACUCUCUGCUCAGACUUAUGACGACAAUGUGUUAUUCUAUCUCAGAUCUGGGUACGACUUGCUAUUCUUCUUGCUUGUUGUAAUCAUCUUGCUGAAUAUCUUCUCAGGUAUAAUCAUUGAUACUUUUGCACAGUUGAGAGAUCAAAAGACAGACUUCACGCAUAAUAAAAACAAUGUUUGCUUCAUUUGAUCUAUUGAUCGUUACGAGUUUGAUAGGAAUGGGGAUGGAUUUGAGAAGCAUAUUGAAAAGGACCAUCACAUAUUCCAUUACCUCUACUACAAAAUCUAUAUCAAGAAUAAGCCUAAGACUGAAUAUAACGGAACAGAGUCCAAUAUUGGAGAUGAUAGCUCCUGGUUCCCCUUCCAUAGAGCACUGAUACUUGAGAGAGCGAAAGAGAAGGACAAAGAAGAUGAGGAAGGAGUCAAUGAGCUCCAGCUGAAGGUCAAGUCUCUUGAAAAACUUAUCGCGACUAUGGAGAAGCAGGCGGCUCAUUAAGUUAUUUAUUUAUCCUCAAUUCUGCUCA
Messenger RNA from Moneuplotes crassus, 8119 nucleotides. NCBI's taxonomy places the organism in Eukaryota, Ciliophora, Spirotrichea, Euplotida, Euplotidae. The record is from the annotation of a GenBank genome assembly.